AUGGACAGUCGUAGAAAAGUGUAUCAUAAAACAGGAAACAAUGCUCAAAGGAUACAGGAGAUUCGAGAAAGUAUCAGAAUCAGAGCAAGAUCUAAGAAAGAAAGUGAGAACAGUGAUAAAAGAAGAGAAAGAUACAGAAAUCGAGAAGAUGUUGAAAAACUAAUGUCAGAAUCUGAUCCUUAUUUGGCAGCUCCUUACGAGGAAAAAGUUAAUUUUCUGAAUGGGAUCUCCAAAACAAUCAUGGAAACAACAUUAGAAUCAUUGACAGAUAAUGAAUUCUUUAAAUAUGUUUGUCAUUUAAUGCUGAAAUUUCUCCGUGACGAUCACCCAUGUAUCCGUGCGAUGUGUUUUCAUAUCGUCAGAAAAUGCACAAUGAAUGAAAAGAAUCUGGCGGUGAUUCUGACAACCCACGUGGAUAUUUACAUUGUCAGAGCAAUAGAUUUACAAAUGGAAAAUCAGACGGAGAGAAUUGAGGCGUUCAAAUUGAUCAUCUGGAUGUUAAAGAUUUAUGAGACGUCGAAUCUUAAAAAGUUGAUUGAUAGUUCGGCAGCUCAGAAAAAUGGAAAAAAGUAUGCAUUCCCAAAAUCCGUAAUGCAGCCUAUUAUUUCUAUUGCUCUUUCAGCAUUCGAGGGGCAACAGUCUAAUGGAAAAGACAAAUUAUCUCUUCCAUGUAUCGGCCUGUUUCUUGAACUCAGUUUGACAGAGCCUUCUUUAAUUCUCGAAAUGGCUGGAACCGACUGGCUCGUGAAAGUUCUUACCGGGGUGUCUUGUAUGAGCAAACGGAUUGUGAUACUUGCAUCUCACGUCUUGAUAUUCUGGUUGGAUUCUCCAAUGAUUCGAAUUAAAGCUCAUUUGGAUCUAGUUAUGGAACAGAUAUUUGCUCCGUUGGUUGAAUUCGGAAUGUUUCAGAAAAGAGGAAGCAUGAUGAACAAUGAUUCAGCUCACGAAAGCUUCCACAUGAAUGAUUUUCUUGAGAACUUCAAGUGCUCUUUCCUCUGUAUCAUUCGUUCUUGGCCAGGUCUUUUCGCUUGUGCUGCAGUUGGUCCCAACUCAAAUAUUCUCCCAUCUUCCCCGUUUCGUCUACUAGAUUAUCUUGGUUUGGGAACAGUUGCCAAUGAUAAUUUGGUCAGAAUUCGAGAUGCAAUUGUGGAUUUGUGUUGUGAUUUUGUGGAUGUUCCCUAUGCAAGCAAGACUUUUGAAUCGUGGGAAGAAGCACUAGCUUUUUAUAAAGCAAUGCACUUACCCGACAAGUUCAAAAGCAACCUGAAACAUGACUUUGUGAUUGCUCAAAACGAUGCACGCUUGAAAAAUGACACAGAGCGCCGUAAACCAACAAUUGAUCUACUUGCCGCGUUUCGAGUUCUCUCUCAAUUCGUCCUCAUCAACGCUCAAUUACCUCUGUCUCUUGCCAGACUGAUUCUCGCCAUGCCGGAUUCCUCGAGUGGUUUGAAAGCAACUCUUUUAAUGGCUGACAUGCUCCGUCAAGCGCCUUCCCAUGUUCCAGCUGGUUAUCGUGCUCCAGUUCUUUCAAUGCCAACUCUUGUGCAAUCUGCGUGUGAAUCGUUAAGCCAGAGUCAUGCUGUCUCUGCUAUCAAUGAAACUUUUGAUAUCAAUGCUAUUGAACAAUAUACAUUCCUUCACGCUACAAAUGCUGAACUUGUUCUUAAUCGUUUCGACAAAUUGAAUCAGUCUUGGAUAAGAUCUGCAUCAACUUCGUCUACCGUUCUCAAAGAAUCUGAUCUAAUGCUAUUUGCCCCUCAUAUGUCUGAACCUGUCCUAGUUCAAGCACCGAUUAGAAAAUCUAAAAGUGAUAGUUCUUUUCGAGCAGGAGCAAGUCUCAAACGGAAUACAUCACCAGAUCUUUAUGAAGAUGAGUGCCCAGGAGAAUUCAAUGAAACCGUGUUACGUGGAAAAUACGAUAAGAAUGCGUUGAUGAUGAUGGAUGAUGCUGAUGAUUACGACUACUCAAUCCCAAGGAUUCGAGAUACAUUUGACGACGAGGAAGAGAAUGCAAAGAAGUUUUUCGUCGAUUCAAAUGGGGCUUUUGAUUGGAAUUAUAUGGAAUUCUAUGUGGAAAAUAUUGAAAAAGAUGGUUAUGAGAAAUUGGUCAAAGAGUUUUCUUCGAAUACUAUCGAAGAUCAUAUUGGAAACAUGUUCCACUUCUUAUCACCGUCUGAACAAGAGAAGAACAAACGAAUGCUUGAUCGACAACAUGUGAUCGUUGCCAAGAGUAUCAUCAAGCUUCUGCUCCGAGUGUUCCCAAAUAACGAGGGAAUUAGUGAGGAUUAUGUGCCAAUCCUACAGAAAUACGUGGCGAAUUUCAGACUUGUUUUAGAAAGUAGAUCCAAUCCGAAUUCCUAUUUCGGCCCAAGAAAUCUUUCUUACAACCAAUCGAUGCUUCAUUUUGCUAUAAUCGGAACAUUCACAAUGACAACUCAAGGAUUGAAUAUACUGAACAAUGUUGGAAUACUUCAUAUGUGA
Messenger RNA from Caenorhabditis remanei, 2481 nucleotides. RefSeq lists its product as uncharacterized. NCBI's taxonomy places the organism in Eukaryota, Metazoa, Nematoda, Chromadorea, Rhabditida, Rhabditidae. Gene Ontology annotation, cellular component: TORC2 complex. The record is from RefSeq and is a predicted model, not a curated record. Gene Ontology annotation, molecular function: protein serine/threonine kinase activator activity. The transcript is spliced from 10 exons. Gene Ontology annotation, biological process: TORC2 signaling; positive regulation of phosphatidylinositol 3-kinase/protein kinase B signal transduction. Bases 1 to 2481 code for a protein of 826 amino acids.